Molecule: messenger RNA, 4278 nt
Organism: Paramormyrops kingsleyae
Lineage: Eukaryota; Metazoa; Chordata; Actinopteri; Osteoglossiformes; Mormyridae
Gene: lrch2
Product: leucine-rich repeats and calponin homology (CH) domain containing 2
Cellular component (GO): cytoplasm
Molecular function (GO): protein binding
Source: RefSeq, a predicted model, not a curated record
UCACAUUUUCUUCUUCUUUUUUGAGUUUAAUAAUGUCGUCUAAAGGCAAGAGAAACGACAGCUGGAAGGUGUUUGCAGUGAAUGACCGAUCAGCAGAUAUAUGGUCAGGCCCCCGGGGAGCAAAGCAGAAUGAAUCUGGACCUCCCACCACCCCUUGGAGACCCGCCCCUGCUGGGAGCCCAGCCCCGUCUUCGGAACUGCCACCCCAUUGCUUCCCUUUGCUGGCCCGGGCGCUGUGCGCAUGGGCGGAGGGGCAGCGCCGUUUAUUAUCGGCCGGAUUGUGUCUCUGUGCGAAGAUGGCGGCGAGUCAGGGAGGUGGGGGAGCGAUCGCCGCUCUGCAGAGCCAGCACUACCCGAGCGUCCCGCACUGGACGGCGGGUAUAUCGCAGCAUCAGCACCACGUCCCCACGGCCCGCAGCCUGGAUCGCGCCCUGGAGGAUGCCGUGUGCUCCGGCAUGCUGAACCUCAGCGGGAGGAAGUUGAGAGAUUACCCCGGGAUGAGCUACGAUCUGACUGAUACAACGCAGGCAGACCUCUCGAGGAACCGGCUGACGGAGGUCCCCCCGGAAGUGUGCCACUUCGCUCCUCUGGAAUCCCUCAACCUUUAUCAUAACUGCAUCAAGAGCGUCCCGGAAGGCAUCAUCAACCUGCAGAUGCUCACCUACCUGAACGUCAGCCGGAACCUCCUCUCCACGCUGCCCAAGUUCCUGUUCAACCUGCCGCUCAAGGUGCUGGUGGUCAGCAACAACAAGCUGGUGUCCAUCCCAGAGGAAAUCGGUCGGUGCAAGGACCUCAUGGAGCUGGAUAUUAGCUGUAAUGAGAUCCAGGCGCUUCCCCCCCAGAUGGGAAAGCUUCAGGCCCUUCGGGAGUUCAAUGUACGGAAGAACAGUCUAGAAGUGCUUCCCGAAGAGCUGGCCGACCUGCCCCUCGUCAAACUCGACUUCUCCUGCAACAAGAUCUCGGAGAUCCCUCCCACCUACCGGAAGCUGAGGCAGCUGCAGCUCAUCGUCCUGGAUAACAACCCCCUGCGGUCUCCCCCUGCGCAGGUCUGCCUGAAGGGGAUGGUGCAUCUGUUCAAGUACCUGAACAUCCAAGCCUGCAGGACGGACAAAAAGCUGGACUCCCUGGACCUGCCGUCCCUGGGGAAGCGGAGCCUCCUUCCCCAGCCUCUGACAGACAGCAUGGAGGAUUUUUACCCGGGCAAGAGCCACGGGGCUGAUUCGGGGAUCGGGAGCGACAAUGGGGACAAGAGGCUGUCCACCACGGAGCCCUCCGACGACGACACAGUGAGCCUUCACUCCCAGGUGUCCGAAACGGCGCGGGAGCACCUCCGGGCCGAGACCCAACCACCGGCCGGCCGGCCCGAGGGCCUCAAAGAUCAGGAACCCUACGACUACAUAGACCCCAACCCGGAAGAAGACGCAGCCCUGACGGAGGGGGACGUGCAGCAGAGCGCCCCCUAUGUGUCCUGCAUAAAAGAACUUGAGCUUGUCCUCAACAAGUCGCACCACGGCAAGGAGACGGACACGUGGAAGGAGGAAUCGGGCUCAGAGAAAGGGCACCUGGCUGAGGAAGAGGACGACGAGAUCAAGGAAGUCCUGGAUCUGAGGAAGAUCGCUGUCCAGCUGUUGCAGCAAGAGCAGCAGAACAGGCGGAGGUCACUGAUCUGUAGGGCAGAGAGCCUGAUCCACCGACGCCGGGCCCCGGGGCGAGCCCACAGAUUCCUCAGUCACACGGGGAGCAGCUCGAACAGCAAACAAAGAGCAGCCUCUCAGACGGCCCGGAGCCUCUCAUUGGACGAGGGAACCCAGGCUGGCUCCGCCCUCAGGGGACAGGGCCCAGCUUCGGGUUCCGGCGAAUCGGCCCAGAAACCGGAAGCAGCGGAUUCCGAGCCGCAGUGGCCUGAAGUGCCGCCCAUCCUGAACCAGGGCGACGACCGGAGGCGGAACAAAUACCUAAGGAAAGACUAUCUGAAGUACAAGUGCCAAAACGCGAGAAGAAGCUCCAGUGCCAAGGACAGUGAGGGCGAGGAAGGAGUUCGGUCCGAUUUCAGUUCCACCAUGACUGUGUUCGGGUUAAAGCCCAGAUCAGCGUAUUCCCGCGGCAGCCGGCAGGAGUACCCCACCAGUGAGCCAAGCUUCACCAUGCGCAGGAAGAUGGAGCACCUUCGCGAGGAGAUGGAGCAAGUCCUGCUGCUGCGGCAGAACCUGGAGUCCCGGCUGAAGGUGCUGCUGCCGGACGACGUGGGCGCCGCCCUUAUGGACGGCGUGGUCCUCUGCCACCUGGCCAAUCACAUCCGGCCACGCUCUGUGGCCAGCAUCCAUGUGCCCUCGCCCGCCGUGCCCAAGCUCAGCAUGGCCAAGUGUCGCAGGAACGUAGAGAACUUUCUGGAUGCGUGCAAGAAGCUGGGCGUGCCGCAGGAUAAGCUGUGUCUGCCCCACCACAUCCUGGAGGAGCGAGGCCUCGUCAAGGUCAGCAUUACCGUGCAGGCCCUGCUGGAUUUGCCCGUGCUCAAGCCAACGCAGCUCUCCACCGCAUGACAGCCCCCCUCCCCCCCGCCGUCAUGGGACUGGUGGGGGGGGGCGGGGGGGUGACCGCUUGGAUCAGGAGCGGGCCAGGCCCCGACUCCUCUGCAUGACAUUAGCCUGAACUGACCCUUCCUGUUUAUGACAUUGUUUUGCUAACCGUGUCAUUCCUGGAUGGAUGAAUGGAUGGAUGGAAUCCCUCUUAUCCCAAACCGAUUUUGACAGUCAGAUACCAUCAAAUGCCACAUUUCCAUGGCGAUCUAAGGGUCACGCUGCCAGGUGACAGUGGGCAAGUGUGACCUCAGGAGGUCCGCUUGGAGAUGAACAGUGCCUCUCCAUCGAGCUUCACGCUAACCGGCGAUUACCCAGCAGAACCUGCUUAUGGGUCCUGCCCACAGCCUGCCUCUGUGCUUGAGCUAGGAUCAGGUUUUAAUUUGGUCCCUUUCGCUCGCCGUGGACCCAGGAACGCCACAUGGUGAGGAAACAGCGUCACGGUGACACAGAUGUCCGUCACUGAGUCAGCGUCUGACUGUUAAUUGUAGUAUUUGUAGACAGAAGAUUCUCUGCGGUUUAAGAGAAGGGAUUAAGUUAUUUUUUAAGUCUCAAUACUCACCUUUGCACUUGUCUGUAUUUUUCUGACUUAACUUUAAUACUUUGGAUGGCUGGAUUUUUAAAAAAAAUCUGAGACUGAAUCCUAAUUGUUAAUUUAAGCCCUAUUUAUGUAUUUAUUCCUGUUUUAUGAAACACUUUGAUUCCACAUGGCCCCUGUGUUGAAUCAUGACGCAUCUCACUUUAAAUUUUCUCUUUUCUUUGUUUAAAUAUGUUCUCCCUGUUGACUUGGGCUCUUCCUAUCAUCACUGCUCAUGUGCUCAGUGAGCCCCCCCCCGUUAUCUCCAGACAGUAGUCAAAGCGUUUUGACCCACACUCCCCUCGGUGUGUCGGAUCACGGCACCGGCCCGAUCCGCAUCCUCUGAAGUCCCGGACUUGGUCCCGCAUUGGUGUCAGAGCUGCCGGGUGUGUUUUCCUGUCCUGGACUUUCCUGUCGUCUCUAAAGUCACACCUGUCCAUCAACUCACCCGACCCGACCCGGUGUGACCCGGCCUCCGGGGCUGUGCUGCAGCCCAGCCCGGCUCAAAGUGCCAGGAUACCGUCACUCCACAGCCGAGCGCAUGAGUCGUGUCACACUGCUGAUAUUUCUAGUUCAAAAUGGUUUCUUGGGGGGGGGGGUCUGAACAGCUGUGGGGGCUGUUUUUAGUGUGUCAGAAACUGCCUGCCUGUGAUUGCUGAGCGACUGUAGUGUGACAGUCACUAGGAGGUCUCUUUUGGAAGAAAUGGGUAUUGACUCCACAGACAUAGUGUGGGUUUCAAAGGGGCCUCAAUCCAUCAGGGAUAACCUCUGAAAAAAUUGAAUCUCGAUCCUCAGUGGGGACACCAGCCGGCGGUGCCGUGAUCCUUGUGAAUUUGUCGCCCUCUACUGGCUCGCCACCGCGUGUCUCCGUAAUCAGGUUAAGAGUCCGCUUCUACCUGUGGAUGUUUUGUGUGAAUUUGACCUCUGUACCUCUGAAGCUCGCCAUCGAAGCCACGUGCCAAUUGUACAAAUGAACCUUCUUUGUUUUUCCACGACUCAGUUUGCAUGCCAGGAUAACGGGUGAAUCAUGAAGUGUAAAUAUGCUGUAAAUUGUCAGUUUUUAAAAUGUUUCAAGUAUAAUGGGGGAAAAAAAAAUAAAAAAUUUUCCUACACUCUAGUAACACA